Messenger RNA from Schistosoma intercalatum, 1333 nucleotides. The record is from the annotation of a GenBank genome assembly. Lineage: Eukaryota; Metazoa; Platyhelminthes; Trematoda; Strigeidida; Schistosomatidae.
GCAAAAACAAAUGAGUUGGCAUCGUUUCACUGGCAAGCCUUCGUAGUUUUACUGAUAAAUUGGCUAAUUUUAAAAUCGUGACUGUAAACAAACAAACAUCGUAAUCAUAAUGUCGACCAAAGGUGAUAAAGCGGUUGAAAGACAAAUGCAAAUGUUUGAAAUCGAAAUGAUGCAACAAGUAUUUACCAGUAUGACAAGUAGCUGUCUAGCUAAAUCAGUUUGUUUAGAUAGAUGCGCCUCAAAAUUUAUGCAAGCGUAUAUGCAAACUACUAAGAAGUUGUCUACAAUGGCAUCAUCAGACCCGAAAGUGUCGCCGCAUUUAUUAAGAAUGGGUCUUUGGCUUCAGGCCCCUUUGGUUUUGUUAUGCAUAGUGAUCUUGGUUUCAUCGGUGCCUACAUCAAUACAAAAACACGAGCUUGAAGAAAAUGAUUCCUUUGACAGUCAACUGAUAGAGGAUAACAGAUCACAUUUUCGAGGACGCCAGUCUGGUAACUGGCUUGAAUCUGAUAAAAAUGAUUCAUUACCUGGUGAAAGACGGUCACGUAGGCGUCGCAGAAAACAUAACCGAAAUUGUGAACAACCAGGCCAAUGUCCUGAAGGUGGUGCUAAUUGGAGACGGCCACAUAGACGUGGAAAAAAACAUCGUACACGAUGCAGUGGUGAUGGCGAUUGUCCUGAGGGUCAAAUGUGUAAGGAACGUCGUCACAGAGGAGGACGUAAACAUCAAACACGUGGUGCUCCGCCACCUUCCGGCAGUCUAUCUCCAUCCUCACAUAGUGGACUAAAAGUUGGGAAGAAAUUUUGUCGUGAGAGAAAAAGUGGAGUACAUAGAAGAUCAGGAAUCCUGUAAUUCGUAUCAAGGAACAUUAUCAUCAGUAUUCAAAGGAACUUCGUUUAUACUAUUCAUAUAUAUAUAUCCUAAUAUUUCCUUAUUUAUUGUUUUCCUGUUUUUUUUCUAUAGAAAUUUGUCCGUUUAUCUUCGAACUGACUUUUAUUCGAAAAGUAUGUAACACUACAUUCACCCAUUCAUCCAUAUACUCAAUUUAAUCCAUUGCAAAAAAAAGUAACUUUACUUAUUGUAUUUGCGAUCCUAUUUCAUGUUUUAUCAACUCAUUCAGUCAUUAAGCAUUUAAUUUCUUAUCCCCACUGCUCGAUUUUACCCUUGCAAUUUUACUCAGUUUUCUCGCUUGUUUCUGUUUAUAUUUUGCCUUAACUGGUCUUUUUUUGUCAUUGAAAUGUGUGUACACGUACGUAGUUUUGUUUCUUAUAUUUGCUUUUAUUUACAGUUCUCAGUAAUUUCCGAUGGGAAAUAUGAAUUACUCAAUGUUGCCAA